Cutaneotrichosporon cavernicola is the source of this 1011-nucleotide messenger RNA. RefSeq lists its product as uncharacterized. The transcript has a single exon. The record is from RefSeq and is a predicted model, not a curated record. Bases 1 to 1011 code for a protein of 336 amino acids. NCBI's taxonomy places the organism in Eukaryota, Fungi, Basidiomycota, Tremellomycetes, Trichosporonales, Trichosporonaceae.
AUGGCACACUACCUUCGCAUCAUCUCUCGCCCUGAGAUGCGGGAAUACGCCGCCCUCCGCACCCGCAACGUGCAGCUGGAGGAGGAGAACGCUCGCCUCCGUAUCAACCAAGGUGUCUGCACUGACCACGAGCGCGGCGAGAUCCGCGCCUACCGCCAGGCCAACGACGAGCUCAUGGAAACCAACCUAUCUCUCCAGAUCAAGAUCCAGACUCUCAACGACAAGGUCGAGAGCCUCAGCGGUACCCACACCAUCGAGCAGUUUGAAGCUCUUCGCAGUGCAUUGGCUGAGGCAAACCAGCGUGCUCAGCGGAUGGACUUUCAGCUGAUGGACAAGGAGCGUGAGAUGGCCAGCCUCCAGGGUGAGCUCAAGGUUUAUCGCCAGCAGGCGGGAAUAUACUACACCCGCGUGGGCGAGUUGACGCGCAUGCGGCCGGGUCUGGACGACAGGUUUAACGAAAUCGACCUCAACGCCGUUGAAAAUGCGGGCACCACCGACGCCAACAACAAGCCCAGUAACGGUCACACCAUCAACAGCAAGCCCAAGGUCCCUCGCGACAGCAUCUUCGUCACCAAGCAGCGCUUGCCCAACCAGUCCGACGACACCAAGAACUCCCGUCCUAAUAUCGUCAUGGAGUCCCAGCCUCUCAAGAAGCCUGUCCGCAGCAUUCUCGGUCCCCUGGAGGGUACUCCCAGUCCGACCCGUAAGCUUGUUCCCCGCCAGAACACGCCCACCAAGGUCCGCCUCCGGUCGACACCCCCCACACCCGACAAGGAGAACCAGUACAACCACCUGAUCAAGCCUCUUUACCUCAACCGCGAGGUGUCCGCUUCCCCUAGCCCCCCUCCUCGCAACCCCAAGCCCAAAAUGCCCAACACGCCUACUACCGUUAUAGACUCGCUGGACUUGCCGGCCCUCGAGGCGACCGACUCGAUUUUCGACUACACCUGGACCACCGAGGACAGCACGGACGGCGUUCUCCGUGGCAAGGACAGCUCUACUUCGUUCUAA